This is a messenger RNA of Physeter macrocephalus (sperm whale), 2298 nucleotides long. It is a transcript of the gene DCN, whose product is annotated as decorin. The record is from RefSeq and is a predicted model, not a curated record. The coding region runs from base 397 to 1479 and encodes 360 amino acids. Gene Ontology annotation, molecular function: protein binding. The transcript is spliced from 8 exons. NCBI's taxonomy places the organism in Eukaryota, Metazoa, Chordata, Mammalia, Artiodactyla, Physeteridae.
AGUCAAGUUGCUCCACUGCUAUACUACAGAAGAAGUUUAGAAUCUUAAGCAGAUGAAAAAGGAAUAAAGCAUUUAAAUGGGGAGAAAAAAAGGCCGAUAAAAUUUCUGGCUACAAUACAAGAGACAUAUCAUUACCAUAUGAUCUAAUGUGGGUGUCAGCCGGAUUGUGUUCAUUGAGGGAAACCUUAUUUUUUAACUGUGCUAUGGAGUAGAAGCAGGAGGUUUUCAACCUAGUGACAGUCACAGAGCAGCACCUGCCCCCUCCUCCUUUCCACACCUGCAAACUCUUUUGCCUGGGCUGAAUAUUUAGUGUAAUUACAUCUCAGCUUUGAGGGCUCCUGUGGCAGAUCCCCGGAUUAAAAGGUUCCUUGGUUGUGAAAAUACAUGAGAUAAAUCAUGAAGGCAACUUUCAUCUUCCUCUUGCUUGCACAAGUUUCCUGGGCUGGACCGUUUCAGCAGAAAGGCUUAUUUGACUUUAUGCUGGAAGAUGAGGCUUCUGGGAUAGGCCCGGAUGACGGCUUUCAUGAAGUUUCUGAAUUAGAGCCUCAGGCGCCAGUGUGCCCCUUCCGCUGUCAAUGCCAUCUUCGAGUUGUCCAGUGUUCUGAUUUGGGUCUGGACAAAGUGCCAAAAGAUCUUCCCCCUGACACUGCACUGCUGGACCUGCAAAACAACAAAAUAACUGAAAUCAAAGAUGGAGACUUUAAGAACCUGAAGAACCUUCAUACGUUGAUUCUUAUCAACAACAAAAUUAGCAAAAUCAGCCCUGGGGCAUUUGCACCUUUGGUGAAAUUGGAACGACUUUAUCUGUCCAAGAAUCAGCUGAAGGAAUUGCCAGAGAAAAUGCCCAAAACUCUUCAGGAGCUGCGUGUCCAUGAGAACGAGAUUACCAAAGUGCGAAAGUCUGUGCUCAAUGGAUUGAACCAGUUGAUUGUCGUAGAACUUGGCACCAACCCUCUGAAGAGCUCAGGCAUCGAAAAUGGAGCCUUCCAGGGAAUGAAGAAGCUCUCCUACAUCCGCAUUGCUGACACCAAUAUAACCACCAUCCCUCAAGGUCUUCCUCCUUCCCUUACUGAAUUGCAUCUUGAUGGCAACAAAAUCACCAAAGUUGAUGCAGCUAGCCUGAAAGGACUGAAUAAUUUGGCUAAGUUGGGACUGGGUUUCAACAGCAUCUCUGCUGUAGACAAUGAGUCUCUGGCCAACACUCCUCAUUUGAGGGAACUUCAUUUGAACAACAACAAGCUUAUCAAAGUGCCUGGUGGGCUGGCAGAUCAUAAGUACAUCCAGGUUGUCUACCUUCAUAACAACAACAUCUCUGCAAUCGGCCCUAACGACUUCUGCCCACCUGGAUACAACACCAAAAAGGCUUCUUAUUCCGGGGUGAGCCUUUUCAGCAACCCAGUCCAGUACUGGGAGAUCCAGCCAUCCACCUUCCGAUGUGUCUAUGUGCGCUCUGCCAUUCAGCUCGGAAACUACAAGUAGCUCCCAAGAAAGCCCUCGUUUUUAUAACCUGGCAAAAUCCCGUUAACGUCACUGCUCAAAAAAAAAAAAAAAUAUAUUAAAGCUAGAUACUGGAAACCUAACUGCAAUGUGGAUGUUUUUCCCACAUGACUUAUUAUGCGUAAAGCCAAAUAUGCAGUUUAAAUAAUUGCCUACAAUAAAAAAAAAAUUUUGCCUGCCAUUUUCAGAAUCCUUUUUUGAAGUUUAUUAUUGAUGUUAACUGAGCUAUUGCAGAUAUUCUUAUUUCACUAAAUGUAAAAUUUGGAGUAAACAAUUUAGUAGAGCUUUUAAUUUCCAGAAGAAAUCAAUAAAAAUGGUAUCAAUCUUCUGUAACUCAUAGGGAGGUUAGUGCCUUUGACAUAGUCUAGCAAUAAUGUAUUCAUCCCCAUUAUUACUGAUAAAGCCUCAUUUGAGUGUGUAAAUUCAAUACAGGCUAUGUAAAAUGUUUGCUAAUGUCAUUAUUUUGAAAAAAAAUAAAUUCACAAGUACAUUUUAAAUUACUAUUGUAUAAAAGCGUAAUUGUAAAUCUUCCCUAACCUCAAUUUUCUGAAGAGAGUAAACAUUGCUGUCUUGAUAAAAACAGCACACCUUUUCAAGUUCUUAGGUAUGUAUUCUACCUCUGUCCUUUGACAUUUGUGCAUUAUAACUUACUUUAUCUAUAUUCAGUAUUAAGCUGAUAAGGCACAAAACUGACUUUCUCUUAUUGGUCUAUAAAAACCAAUAUUUUUAGUUACUAAAUACUAAAUCAAUUUUAAAACUAUUAUGUGUGUAAUCAGGCUGAGUAUUUCUGUACUUACUAGA